Tripterygium wilfordii is the source of this 1923-nucleotide messenger RNA. RefSeq names its product protein SENSITIVE TO PROTON RHIZOTOXICITY 1. The transcript has 2 exons. The record is from RefSeq and is a predicted model, not a curated record. The coding region runs from base 198 to 1754 and encodes 518 amino acids. Gene Ontology annotation, biological process: response to acidic pH; response to aluminum ion. NCBI's taxonomy places the organism in Eukaryota, Viridiplantae, Streptophyta, Magnoliopsida, Celastrales, Celastraceae.
GGUGCAAGUGAGUAACACAGUGGCGAAGCUCUUCUCCUAAGAUUGCUGAUAAAUUGGUGCGCCUCAGCAGUCUAUGGCUUUCCUGUCUCUUUUGUUUCCAUGGAGAAGCGAAGCUGACUGUGUGGAAGAGGAGCUUAAGCGAAACUGAGACUGCUCUUUCUUGCAUCAACUGUCGAUACAUUCUAAAGGACUUAAAAAUGGAUCUCAGAGAAGGAUUUUGUCAGGGAACUUGGAAAAAAUCUUCAUCCUCUAGGAGUGAAUUUGAGAAGGGUCAGCCUUCCACUAAUUUUAGUUUGCAGCAACAUCAGCAGAAGUGGGAAGAUCCCUCCAUGUUAGAAUAUGGUAUUAGGAUGGAAUCACCAUUUUCGGAGUUAAACCAACCAUCUGGAACCCAAUCUUCUCCUCCUUCCAAUUCCAAUGAGCAAAUCAAAAUUUCAGAGCUGGAAGAGAGGGAGAUGAGCGAGACACUCGAAACCAACAAAAUGCAAGACUGGGAUCCACAAAUAAUGCUAAAUAAUCUCUCCUUCCUAGAGCAAAAGAUCCAUCAGCUUCAGAAUUUAGUGCAAGUAAUAGUUGGCCAGAGAGACCAGGUGCUGGGCCAACCUGAUGAUCUUGUUACUCAGAAACAGCAGCUUGUCACUGCUGAUCUCACUUCAAUUAUUGUUCAGUUGAUCUCUACUGCUGCUGGUCUUGUCCCUUGUGUCAAACACGCACUUCCUCCAUCCACUCCUAUCGGACAGCUUGGUUCACUAGGUAUUUUAUCCUCUGGGGCAGGCCUUAAUGAUGCUGUUCAGCGACAAAACAGUGGACACAGUAAAGUUUCUGAUCAGUCCACCCAUAUGGAUCAUCGGGGAAUUGAUGGGACUGAGCAAAACAACAGUAACGAACAACUUGAACUGAAAGAUGAAGAAGAUGUCGAUGAAGGAGAGAACCUUCCAUCUGGUUCCUAUGAGAUCUUGCAAAUAGAAAAAGAAGAAAUCCUUGCUCCCCACUCACACUUCUGCUCAAUCUGUGGAAAGGGGUUCAAGAGGGAUGCUAAUUUACGGAUGCAUAUGAGAGGACACGGUGAUGAGUACAAAACCCCAGCAGCUCUUGCGAAACCUAACAAGGAACCCAGCUCCGAGCCAUUGCUUAUUAGGAGGUAUUCAUGCCCUUUUUCAGGUUGCAAGCGUAACAAGAAUCACAAAAAGUUUCUGCCUCUAAAGACUAUUCUCUGUGUCAAAAACCAUUACAAGAGAACUCAUUGUGACAAAAGCUUCAUGUGCAGCAGAUGCAACACCAAGAAGUUCUCUGUUCUUGCAGAUCUGAAAACGCACGAGAAGCAUUGUGGCAAGGACAAAUGGAUCUGUUCCUGCGGCACAACAUUCUCGCGAAAAGACAAGCUCUUUGGACAUGUUGCUCUGUUCCAAGGUCAUACUCCUGCCCUUCCUCUUGAUGAAUCUAAAGGAUCAGCUGGGUUGUCCGAUAAAAGGGGUUGCAAUGAAACAACAAAGAAGGUUGAAAAUUUAAAUUUCAACUUUAACUACAAUGCUCCAGGUGAAAAUGGGAUCCAGAAUGCUAUGGAUGUGAAAGCAACAGUUGAUGAUCCUUCUAGUUAUCUCUCACCACUGGGCUUCGACGCAUGCAAUUUUGGUGGGUUUAACGAGUUCCCGCAACCCCCAUUCGAUGAUAGUUCGUUCUCGUUUCUCAUUCCAGGUUCGUGUAAUUACCGCCAGAAAACUGCAGAGGAGUCCAGUUUUAACAAUAUUAGCUGAUGGUUGGUAGGCAUUUGCGUCUGCUUGUUUCUGAGGUCCGAACUAUAAGUUGAUAUUUCAUUUGAUAGUUGAAGUAGGUUCAUGUACCUGCUAACUCUACAACUUCAAUAAAUGUUUUUCUUAGUCAUUAAUUUAUGGAUAAAGUUGAUAAAUUGGUUGUUUUGACAAA